Clunio marinus is the source of this 393-nucleotide messenger RNA. The record is from the annotation of a GenBank genome assembly. Lineage: Eukaryota; Metazoa; Arthropoda; Insecta; Diptera; Chironomidae.
AUGGGACAUGUCGAUGUUGUCUUAAUUAGUUGUUUUCUUUUUCUUUGUUCAACCCUCAACAGCACUCAUUUGAACCGCUUUAAUGGAUCAUUUGCUUGUAAACAAUUAACAAGAAAUCCUUUAGAAGUGCUCAUCAAUCGAGGGAGAACGCACAAGUUUGAACAUUUCAUGGGAAGUGAAGUAAAAAAGAGAGUGGGAAACGAGAAUGCAGCUGACAAGACAAGUAAUUUCAAUGUAGGAUUGACGAAACAUCUUGUGCAGGUGAUUUUGGUUAAAAUGUUUUGUGGCUUGAGUGUUGCUGCAUUUAUUGCUGGCUUCAUCAUUUGGCUGACAUUUCAUUUAAUAUUUUCAUUUUGGUAUGAACUCCUCGAGUCCCGCUUAUCUUUAGCAUAA